Salmo salar (Atlantic salmon) is the source of this 1583-nucleotide messenger RNA. The record is from RefSeq and is a predicted model, not a curated record. Lineage: Eukaryota; Metazoa; Chordata; Actinopteri; Salmoniformes; Salmonidae.
CCAGUAUUAUCAGCAUACCGGUAGUAAUUUUACUCUGAAAAUGUAUACUGCAGUUAAAAUAAUGGUUCGUUGGAGUUACACUAUUUUGGACACUAUAUAAGUAUGUAUGAUCAUAGAUUGCUACAAUUAUUCAGCCCAUCGAAGAUCGGUUUAAACUAUCGCCCUUGGUCCUUCACAAACUAUAGUAUGCGCGGAGCAUAUUCACUGUGACACGACGAGGCUCCGUGGAUUAGAUGAUUUCUUGACUUGGUGUCUGUUGUCUACUUGAUUGAGUUGAGACAAAUAAAGAGGGAGAUGGCAGUGCCAGCGGCCGGGGGCGUAGACCUCAGUCGGAAAUUUGUGUCAGAGACUGUUAUCGAGGAGAAGAGGAAGCAAAUACAGGAGGAAUGGGAAAAAGUAAGGAAGCCAGAGGACCCAGAGGAGGCUCCUGAGGAAGAGUAUGAUGGGCGUUCACUCUUUGAGCGGCUACAGGAGCAGAAGGACAAGAAGCAGGAGGAGUAUGAUGAGCAGUUUAAAUUCAAGCUUUUAGAUAUCAGGACAGCGAUUACUCCCCCCGUACUGGAGGAAUACCUUUUUUUAACGAGUCGAACGGGAAGGAUUUACUUCAGUCGCCCAAUAAUGCCCUCAUCCCUGUCAUUCGCAGAAGAAAGAGACGGCGAUAUCGGAGAUGAAGAGAACAUGGUCAAAGGCCUGGAUGAGGAUGAGUCUCACUUCUUGGAUGAGGUCUCCAGGCAACAGAGUCUGGUGGAGAAACAACGCAGAGAUGAGGAGCAGCAUGAGCUGAAAGAGUACAGAAGUGCUCUGAAAAAGCUGGCAUCCAGUGAGAGUCGGAAGGAGCCAGAGAGGAGGGUGGGACCUAGACCAGCUGAGGUCAAGACCAGUCACCUGUCCCAGGCCCAUCUGUUGGCCGGGGCAGUCAAGCGACGCAGCUCCUCACAGUCCUCAGACAAUAGCAAGAAACAUAAGGUUGAGGAGUCUGCAGCAUGGAAUGGGGGCCAGACAGAGCAGGAGGCGGGCGGAGAUGCGGGUGAGCAGACCUCCACAGUAAAGACGACAGGCAUCCUCCACCGGCCAUCGGCUGCCGUGUGUGUGGGCAUCCUGCCGGGCCUGGGAGCCUACUCCGGCAGCAGUGAUUCUGAGUCCAGUAGUGACAGCGAAGUUUAAAUCCCUGGCAGCCUAACCUGACGACAUCCCCCUGCGGCUGCAGCUGUGCUAUUGGCCAAGGGAACAGUGACUGACAGCUUGGGAUCAAGGAAAGGACUGCCACAUCACAUUCAUACCAAACCUUAGAAAACAUCAAGAAAGCAAGCCUGAGCUUUGUGGGCAGUCUCAGAUGCAAUGUAUGUGGAAAUAUCUUUCCUUUUAUUUUUGUUUCUUUUUGAUGCAUCAGUGCAAAUAAUUCUGGAUUUUAAUGGACUUCUCUCCAUUGAAAUGUGUGUUUUGAUCAUUGGAAGGUCGAGGCUUGGGGAGAAGAAAGUUAAAGCGUUUUCUCUUUGUUGUAUUUGGUGUGAAGAGUUGGCAUGCAUGAAUGAAUGAUAAAUGGAAUGAAAUACAGUUUGAAUAAAAUGGAAGUGAUUUCUGUU